UCUUGGGGUGUUCCUGACCAUAAUGACCUGGCAGUGACUCUUACGUAUAGUCUUAACCUUGCAGGUGGCGUUCUGGACUGAAGAUGUUCCCACCCCAGUUCCAAGGAUGUCAUCCCGAAACCAGUCAAGAGUUCUUCAUAAAUUCAAGGAGAUCCUCUUUUCUACUAUGUCUUCAGAAGAACUUCUAAAUUCCCUGGAUUCUUUCAACGCAAGAGAAGAUGAUGUGUUUCUGGUUUCCUAUCCAAAAUCUGGCACUCACUGGAUUGCAAAAGUCAUUGAGAACAUUCCCAACGCUGAAAUUACUCUAACAUCUCCAAUUGAAUUGGGAGACAUUUCUAAAUUUGAAGAGCUAAAAAUGUGUUGUAAUAGAAGAGUCAUUCCGACACAUUUGAACUAUAACAUGCUACCAGUGGAUGUUAAACAAAAACAAUGCAAGAUUAUCUACAUCGUUAGGAAUCCAAAAGACACUGCUGUUUCUCUCUUCCACUACUACAGAGAUAACCCGAAUCUCCCCGGCGUUGAAACCUGGGCUGCAUUUUUAGAGCUAUUUCUAAAAGGAAAUGUUGUGUAUGGAUCCUGGUUUGAUCAUGUUUUAAGCUGGGAAGAUCACAAAAAUGAUAAAAACAUUCUAUUUAUAUUCUAUGAAGAAAUGAAGAAAGAUCUUUCUAAAAGCAUAAAGAAAAUAACGACUUUCCUCGGCAUAAAUGUGAGUGAGAGCGAAAUUCAUCAGAUUGCUUGGAAAUCCUCAUUCAAAGAAAUGAAAAAUAACGCAGCCAAAGAAAACUGUGACCCCAACAAGACCAUCUGUGCCCUCACAUCUAAUAAGAACCUGGUAUUUAGGAAAGGAGCUGUGGGUGAUUGGAUAAACUACUUUACUCCAAAGCAGAAGAGAGUAUUUGAUGAACUGUUCAUGGAGAAAAUGAAACACAGUGAACUAGCAAGACACUUGGAAGAUUACUCUUAAUAU
This is a messenger RNA of Miniopterus natalensis, 967 nucleotides long. RefSeq names its product sulfotransferase 6B1-like. NCBI's taxonomy places the organism in Eukaryota, Metazoa, Chordata, Mammalia, Chiroptera, Miniopteridae. Gene Ontology annotation, molecular function: sulfotransferase activity. The record is from RefSeq and is a predicted model, not a curated record.